Molecule: messenger RNA, 963 nt
Organism: Erigeron canadensis
Lineage: Eukaryota; Viridiplantae; Streptophyta; Magnoliopsida; Asterales; Asteraceae
Exons: 3
Coding region: 74-673 (199 amino acids)
Source: RefSeq, a predicted model, not a curated record
CUUCGCCUAUCUAUCUAUCUAUAAGCAUUAUCAUCACAUAUCCAUUAAUUUAAUUAUCACCAAAACGUACGACAUGGGCAAUUGUCAGGCCAUCGACAAUGCGAGUUUUGUCUUACAGACCCAAAACGGCCGAGCCGAGAGGUUUUAUGCUCCCGUCUCGGCCGCUGAGAUGAUGAAGCUUCAUCCUGGACACCAUGUUGCUUUACUACUCACCACCACCUUUUACUCUUCUCCACCACCAGCUUCCUCUUCUAACCACCACCACCAUCAUCAUCACCGGCAUCCCAACAACAAUAACAAUAAUAAAAGCGACAACAAUAAUAAUAGUAAUAAUAAUCAGCCGCUUCGAGUUACUAGAAUUAAACUUCUUCGUCCCACAGACAAUCUUGUUCUUGGUCAUGCUUACAGACUCAUCACUACCCAAGAGGUGAUGAAAGGAAUUAAGGCAAAGAAGAACGGAAAAUUAAACAAUAAGAAUUAUCAUCAGCAAAGCGAAUCCAAUUCAAACUGUGAUCAAGCAUCAGCCAUAAAAUCACUUAAUCAAUCAGGAAAAACCCACCAUCAGAUGAGAAGAGUAGAUAAAGAUAGGCCAAUAGUGAGCUCUAAAUCAACGGGAAACAAACCAAGAGGAUGGCACCCAUCGUUAAAUAGUAUCUCAGAAAUAACAAGCUAGCAAACUUAUUAAAAAUAUUAGCUAAGCUAUGUUUAUAUCGAGAUUUUAAAGUUUUUUUUUUUUUAGAUUAAUUUUUUUUUUUUGUGGGAAUUAAGUUGGAGAUUUGCAUUUGGGGACAUGAUGAAUGAUGCAAUAUCUUGAAAAAUGAGAUUUUGCCUUUCUUUUUAAGUUUUAUAAUGAUUUUGCUGUGUUUCAAGAAAUGCUUUUGUUAAGUUUCCGUUGAACGGAUUGACUUACAUGUAAUUUUCCCCACCUUUGUAAUUAUUAUAACUUCUUCUCAUUCUCUUUUA